This is a messenger RNA of Melitaea cinxia (Glanville fritillary), 6480 nucleotides long. RefSeq names its product transcriptional regulator ATRX homolog. The record is from RefSeq and is a predicted model, not a curated record. The coding region runs from base 280 to 6480 and encodes 2066 amino acids. Gene Ontology annotation, cellular component: nucleus. NCBI's taxonomy places the organism in Eukaryota, Metazoa, Arthropoda, Insecta, Lepidoptera, Nymphalidae. Gene Ontology annotation, molecular function: ATP hydrolysis activity; ATP-dependent chromatin remodeler activity; ATP binding. The transcript has 28 exons.
GAAUAAUAAAGAUUCUAAUUGGUUUUGUGUUAUUGUGAUACGAUGUCUAGGCUGAAAGAAAGGUUGUCAAUCCAUUUUAAGAACACUUUUUUUUUUAGUCUGUGGUUUUAUUUCUAUAUUUUACAAUGGAGAGUCGAGGUAGCGCGAAUAUUCUGUGCUAAAAUUGUGUAAAUUUCUAAUUGAAAACGUAAACAAUUCAUGUUAAUCUUUCUAAGUGACUUAUUUCGUGAAAUGCUCUUGAGUUAUACGUGGUUAUCGUAAAACAAACAAAGUUGUGAAAUGGCGGACGCGGUACCUGUUUGCGAUGUCUUGCGUGAGGCUAUGGAGUAUUUGUCUAAACUCGGUUCAAACUUACGAGUCCGUUCUGAGAGUCUAAAGGAGAAAAGGUUAAGAAAAGAAAAACUUAAGAAUGUGCACGCAGUGCAAAAAGCCGCGGGUAAAGUACUUUUGAUUUGUGAAUUGUCAAAAAAGUCAAUUGAGAAUGUUGAAGUCGGUGUCAAAAAUAUAUUAACACAAAUCGAUGCGUCGCAGGCCUCAGUUGACUGUGAAGGGGAAAGUAUAGAAAAAAGUGAUUUAUCGAAAAGUUCUGUCAAGUACGAGUACUUUCAACAUGGAUCUCGUACAUUAAGAAUACGUGAUAAAGUGAAUAUAAAACAUUACACUUCAGUUAAAGUUCUGGCUAAACCCAUGUCCACAUUGAUGCAAGAACAAUAUCCUGUAUAUUAUAACUGUAGAUUAUAUCACGCAAGAAAAAAAGAACAGAAAGACACACAUGAACCAGAACCUGAUGAUACGAGUAAUGUGAAUAGUAAAUAUAAUAGAAAUGUCAAUGAAAAUUUUAACAAAGAUAAAAGAGAUGAUUUAAGUGAAGAUCACAGUUCAUCCGAAGAUAAAAAGUCAGAUGAGUGUGAUGUCAAUGUUGCAAAAAAAGUUAAAAUUUCAAAUGAUAAAAAAGAUGAAACAUGUAAAAGUUCACAGACAGGAAGUUCAAGAAUAAAAAUAACAGAUAUAAGUAAUGACAAAGACAAUGUUAACAAAAAACCUGUUGGUGAAAAAAGAAAAAAAUUUAAACAUAUAAAAGUGUUUAACAGCUCUGACAGCGAUACUGGGACAAAUGAGAACAUGGAAGUGAGUAAAGAAAAAGUGAAUUCAGACUGUGAUAUAAAUGGACCUGAAAAAGAUGGUAUUGCAAUUAAUAGGGAUGAAAUAAAUAAAAAUGAGAUAGAUGACAGAAAUUUAGAAAAAAAAGAUGGGCAAUUAUCUGUUACAAGUGAAGUAAAUAAUCAAGAUCAUGAAGUUGAUAUAUCAUUUGACACUCAAGAUAUUCCAAGGGAAUCUGAUAAUGUUGAAAGUGUAUUGCUUAAUGAAGUACAGACAGAUAUGCCAAAAGAUAAAGUUAAUGACAUCACUUCAAAAACUGUCGAAUCGAAUGAUUCUGUGAUUGUGGAGGAUAAUGUCGGGGAUAAUAAUAAUUCUGAGGAUAAAAAUGAGACAACUAUUAAAGAUGAUACAAUAGAAUUAGAAGUGAAAACCAAUCAAAAGGAAUCUUCUCCCAAAAUAAGUAUGGACAAGGAAUCUGCACGUACAGUAGAAAAUAAUGAAAGUACUGAUAAUAGUACUGAGAAAGAAGAUUGUCUCCAUAAAGUUGGUGAAGAUGAAACAGAUAAAACAUCUUCCCAAGUUGGUAAACCGCAUCUAGAAAAUGAAAGUAGUCAAAAUUCAACUGAAUCAAGACCAUUAAUAAAAUGCGUCAAUAUAAAUAAAUUAUUGAGAGAAGAUAAAAUACCAAAGACAGUAUCACUGAUUGAAAUAGAUGAUAGUGAUAGUGACAAAGAUUUUAAAAAGAUUAAUCAUAAAGAGAACAGUAAGCCAAAUAAAUGCAAAACCAAAUUAAAGAAAAUUAAAAGAAUUUCAGUAUGUUCUGAUAAGGAUGAAAAUAAAACAGACGAUGAAGAGUACUGGAAACAAAAAAGGAAGGAAGUUAAAUUGUUUAAACCUAAAAAGUUUGUAGUAAAUGUAUCUCUGUUACCCAAGUUCACGACUAAAUAUUUACAUAAAAAUCACUUGAAAAGAAUAACCCAAAAUGGAACUGUUGUGUGUGAAGUAUCAAUAGAUAAAGAAAAAGAAAGUCAAUUGGAAGAUGAUCCUAAAGAAUUAAAUAUAUCAGUAGAGGGUGAAAAUGUAAAAAAUGCUUUGUUGUAUGAAUCAGAUACAGAUAAUGAUGAUCGAUCAAAACAUGCUCUUCUUGACGAUUCAGACUCUGAUAACCACGCUAAAGAUAAACAAAAUGGUUCCCACUCGAUCAAGAACCAGGAAAACAAAUCAGAUAGUAAAAAAGUUAGGUCUAGAAAAAAUAGUAGUAAUAAAAGCAAAAGUAGAAGUAAUACACCACCAUCUACAAAUAAAUUAGAUGAUAAAAAUUUAGAUAACAAUAAAAUAAAAUCUUCACUGCUUAACGAUUCAACUGAUGACUCUAAAACUCCUAAGAAAAAAAGAAAAUCUCUCAGUGAUGAAUUGUCCCCACCACCAUCUAAAAGGAAGCAUAUAAUGGAAAGUAUGCACGCAAAAAAAAUGUUACUAACAUACUCAUCAAGUUCAGACACAGAAGAUGAGCAAUUAAGAAAUGCAUUGAAAGAAAUAAGACAUACUUUACUUAAAGGUAACUCUAGUGAUGAUGACAAUCAUGAAAAUGAAAAAGACUCUGAAAGUUCAUCCAAACAGUGUGCUGUGGAGCCAAACGGGAAGGACAAUGAAAAUUUAGCUACGGAUAAUGAUACAUCUGCUAAAGAUACAAAUAGUCUAGUUGAUGAUAAUACUGAAGAGAAAUCUAAUGCAUGUUCUGAAAAGAUGGGCCGUUCUAAAAGUAGUCCGGGUGAUAGCAGCAGCCUAAAUUCAGAUACUCAAGAAUCAUUAGAAAAAGACAUAGAUAGGUUAACGAAUCUAAAGUCAAUCAUAAAGAAGCAUCGGCGGCGGCGCUCCACUUCUACCGACCGCACUCAGAGCUCUAAUUCCAAUUCGCACAAAAUGCCCAAGGCACCGCAUAUCAGCGAGGAAGGCUUUCUUAAAGCAGAAACGAGUUCCGAUGCAGCGUCUUUGGCGGACAGUGAUGUUGGGGAAGAGGUAGAAAUACCAGCCGUAUCUAUAGGCAGUCUAAACGGGGACGGUAUUGAACAUCUUGCUAGAGACGAGCUGCUAGAAGAGAGUGAUUCAUCUAGCUCUCACAACAAAAGUUCACAGGACGUUAGAAAAGAAAAUGAAACUGAUGAUGAAAACAUUAAAUCGAAACGUCGUAAAGCGAACGCGAUAUCAUCCGACUCGGAGGCGGGUGGCUCGCGUAAGAAGGAUAGGAGAGUGAGUGACUUCGAAGACUCUGACGAUGAGAACUCCGAGCCCGCGAAGAACAAGCGCAAGAAGAAGAAGGGGAGCGAAAGCGACGCCUCUAAUGGAUCUUCAGUUGAAGGAAGCAAAAAGAAACGGCGACGAAUAAAAAAUGUAGAUGAGAGCGAUGGUUCUGGGUCUGAAUCUGAAAAUGAGGGUAGAAACAAGCACGGAAGAAAGAACAUUCGAAAGGUGAUGGGCAAGAAUCAACUUGAAGAGGCGACUAAAAAAGCGGCGCGCGAGGAAAAAGAAAGGAUUGCUCGAAUAGCUGAAAGACAGAAACUGUAUAAUAACUUGGAGUUUGACGAAUCCGGUAAACCAGAUGAAGUAGUUCUAGAUAAAGUGGUUUUAGACUUUGAUCCGGAGACCAAGGAGCCUCUGAUAGAGGUUGAUAAGGGAUUGGUCAAGAAAUUAAAACCCCAUCAGGCAAACGGCAUUAAGUUCAUGUGGAACGCGUGCUUCGAGAGUGUGAAGCGAAUCAAGAAAGAUAAAGGGUCUGGGUGUAUACUGGCGCACUGCAUGGGGCUCGGGAAGACCUUGCAGGUGGUGUCACUGACCCACACACUGCUGACCCACAGUUCCCUCACAGGGGUGAACCGAGUAUUGGUUGUGUGUCCGCUGUCCACAGUACUUAACUGGGUUAAUGAGUUCCGUAUAUGGUUGAAGCACACCGUGACUGACUAUGAAGUGGAUGUCUACGAGCUCUCUAGGUACAAGCAGAACUCGGAGCGCGCGUGGCAGCUGCAGCAGUGGGUGGCGGGCGGCGGCGUGUGCGUGCUGGGCUACGAGAUGUUCCGCAACCUGUCCGCCGACAACGGCAAGAAGUUCAAGAAGAAGAUGCUGCGCAGCUUCCAGGAGGCGCUCGUCGACCCCGGUCCGGACCUGGUGGUGUGCGAUGAGGGUCACCUGCUGAAGAACGAGAAGACCAGUCUAUCACAAGCCAUGAACCGCGUAAAGACCCUGCGUCGGAUCGUUCUCACCGGUACACCGCUACAGAAUAACCUCAAGGAGUACUAUUGCAUGGUACAGUUUGUGAAGCCAAAUUUGCUUGGGAAGUACAAUGAGUACUUGAAUCGUUUCGUGAACCCCAUCACCAACGGUCAAUAUACAGAUUCCACGGAGCAUGAUAUUAGGGUUAUGAAAAGGCGAUCUCACGUUUUGCAUAAAAUGCUUGAUGGAGCUGUGCAGCGGAGAGACUACGGGGUGCUGGCACCUUUCCUACCUCCGAAGCACGAGUAUGUCCUGUUCAUCACACUCUCGGAAGUUCAGAUUAAACUGUAUCAACACUACCUGGAUAAUUAUUCCAGACGACCUUUACCAGGCAAAUCUUCAGGAUUCCUUUUCCCUGACUUUCAAUCGUUACAAAGGAUAUGGACACAUCCUCUCGUUCUUAAAUACAACUCGGACAGAUAUGAAAUUAUGCAACAAAAAAAGAGGGAAAGAGAAGAAGAAGAAGAAGAUUCAGCGGGUUCUUUAAAUGACUUUAUAGAUGAUGAGUCUACACCCGAGGAAUCUUCAUAUGACGACUCGUCGGAUAGCCUAUCAGAUAUGAGUGAUGAUAGUAGAAAAAAAGAUAAAAAAAAGAAAGUGGGCAAAAAGAAUAAAGUAAAAGAUAAUAAAGUAACAACAAGACGGGGUACGAGGGCGAAUCCAGUGGAGGUGGAGGCGGAGGCGGAGGUGGAGGCGGAGGUGCGCGCUGAGAACCCGACGGAGUGGUGGAUGUCGCUGGUGAACGACGACGACCUCGAAGACCUGCGACACUCGCACAAGCUGGUGCUGCUGUUCGACAUACUGCGCCAGUGCGAGGCCAUCGGCGACAAGCUUUUGGUAUUCUCGCAGUCGCUAUAUUCGUUAGACCUGAUAGAACAUUUCUUGAGUAAGGUCGACGAAGCGACACAAGAGGGACGUGUUGAUGAAAAACUUAAUGGACAUGUUGGGUCGUGGUCGCCUGGUGUAGAUUACUUCAGAUUAGACGGCUCGACGUCGUGCGAGAAUCGAUCUAUUUGGUGCAAGAACUUCAACAGAGAAGACAAUCCUAGAGCCAGGCUGUUCCUGAUCUCAACACGGGCGGGCGGGCUGGGGAUCAACCUGGUGGCCGCCAACCGAGUGGUCAUCUUCGACGUGUCGUGGAACCCUUCGCACGACGUCCAGAGCAUAUUCCGCGUUUACCGCUUCGGGCAGAAGAAGCCCUGCUACAUUUACCGUUUCCUUGCUAUGGGCACGAUGGAGGAGAAGAUCUACGAGCGGCAGGUGACGAAGCAGGCGAUAUCGAAGCGCGUGAUCGACGAGCAGCAGAUCGACCGGCACUACGCGGAGAACGACCUGGCCGAGCUGUACAAGUUCGAGCCGCGGCCCGCCGCGCCGCGCGAGCUGCCGCCGCUGCCCAAGGACCGGCUCUUCGCCGAGAUGCUCAAGGAGCACGAGGCGCAGAUCUACAAGUACCACGAGCACGAUUCGCUCCUGGAGAACAAAGAAGAGGAGACUCUAACAGAGGAGGAGCGCAAAGCGGCCUGGGAGGACUUCGAGAACGAGAAGACGCGCCCGCCGCCCGCGCCCUUCUCGGCAUACGCGCUGCAGAACGGCAUGAUGCCGGGCCUGUUUGCCCAACAACAACAACAACAAAUGGCGUUCGCAGCACUGGCAGCGUUGCUGCGAAAGGACAUGCCCAACAUAACAGAGAAUCAGAUACGAGAUAUGAUGCCCUUGUUAUACAGUGCCAAUCCUGCGUUGAUGCAGAAAAUGGGAGAAAUGUACAAAUAUGCCAACCCAAGUAUGAUGAAUCCCGGAAUGAUGAAUCCAGUUAUGAAUCCAGCUGGAGGCGUGAGCGGCGGGCUGGCGCUGGGCGGCAGCAGCGGGCUGCAGUACGAGCCGCCGUGGCAGCGCCAGCAGCAGAUGCGCAUGCAGCAGCUGAUGCAGCACCAGAACAUGGGCGCGAAGUACUACGCGGGCGGGCUGGGCAGCCGCGACCCCGUGGCGAUGGCGCUGCAGCAGCGGCAGGCGCGCGAGAUGAUGCUGGGCGAGCGCUCGCGCCCGCGCGGCCGCCCGCCCGCCGCGCGCGCCGACCUGCCGCCCGCCGACGUCGUCGACCUCGACUCGGACUAG